CGGCUAUCACAACCUGGCUGUUAUCUUUAUUAAGGGCUAAGGCAUUUGCAGGUCCUUCUUGAGUUAUGUGUAUAGUUUUUGACGUCAUACCGUUAUUUAUUGAUAUUGUUGACAACAAUGGAGGAUCAAAUUCAUUCGGAGUUGAUUAUAAAAGAGGAACAGGAUGGUGAAGAUAAUGACAUAAAGAAAGGUCGGUGCUCGACUGAAAGUGGUAAAAGUAUCACGCAUGAUGCGUCGGCGAUUGGUAUACGACCGAAACCUUUGAUUUGCAAGCCGGAAAAUGUAAGCUGUAAAUCCGAGCCAAUUGAAACCAAGUGGCAAUGGGCCCCAGGAGCGUGGCAAGACGCGACUAGAACUAGCGCAUUUCAGCCGUACAAGCCACCUACAUUACUUACAAAUUUGCAAAGAGGCAAUACUGAGACGCAGAUACAUCAACAUGCUGGAAGUGACAUCACAUUUCAUACUUUAGCAGGUCAAGGAGAACUCACACCUGAUCAUAUACAUUCAAGCUCUGUGGAUGCUACCGACGAAAAAGGCUUGACAGGUUUGAUGUGGGCCAGUGCUUACGGACAAUUAGGUAGUGCCAGGAUGUUACUUCAAAAAGGUGCUGACAUAAAUAUUUGUGGACCAACAAUGCAGACCUGCUUACACUAUGCUGCUGCUUAUGGUCAUCAUGAUGUUGUUAAAUUAUUGCUGAGUCGUGGUGCUAAUCCAAAUGCAUGUGAUUCAGAUGGAAACACCCCAUUAAUAUAUGGAGCAUUUUAUGAUCAUCCACAUGUGUGCUAUGAAUUGUUAAUAAAAGGUGCAGAUGUAACAAUCACUAAUGUUUCAAAUUUAACUGCGUACAAAGCAGCAAUUCUAAAUAAUUCACUAAAUGCUAAAGCAGUUAUUGAGAAUCAUCUGAUACCACAGAUUAUAAACGCAACGGAUGAAUUAAAAAAUGAGUUAAAAUGACAAAAAAUUUAUUUCACCAGAAAAUGAUUUAAAUAGGCAAUUUAUCUGUUUUGUUCUUUCAAGGUAAAUUUUAUACUUUCUUUUUAACAAAUUUUUUUUAUACGUAUUGACUCACUUGUGGUAUGUAUCUCUGAGACUGUUUUGAGGAUCAUAUAUACAUAUAUAUUAUAUAUAUAUAUAUAUAUAUAUGUAUUGUCAACAGUGAACAAUUUUAUAAUACAUAUACAAAUUAUAUAAAGACCAAGUAUCAAUAUUGACAGAUUUGCAGUAUUAAAUACUUAUCGAGAUGAGGAUGUAUGAAUUUACAAAGAAAUAACAAAAUUUGAUGUAUAUAUUUGAUAAUAAUACAAUUCUUUCCAAACAUUACUGCAAUACUAAAAAAUAUAUGUAUGUUGAAUAAAAAGUAAGUAGAAUCAAUUUUUUAUUUCGACGCGACAAAAUGAUCAUUAUAUAUUCUUUUCUAAUUAAAAUAUCUGUUUUCUAAUUAAAACAUCUGUUUUACAAGCAUGCAUAAGUAUUCGGCACAAAAUAACUAAGCAUAAUAUAACAAGUGGAGGACAUAUUAAGAUCAAUUUGUACACAGCUGUUCUGUACCCCGAUCAAGGCAAUAAAAUGGUUGGUUACCAUCUUUUCAAAUGCAACGAUUUUAUACAUUGUCGAAAACAUGAUAACCAAAAGUUUUAGUUGUCUCAAUUGGGGAAUACGUCACUGACCCGGAGCUGUGCAAAUCGGUCUUUGAUGGUGUUCAUAUGUACAUAUGUAUAGUAAAGGCAUGAAAUGGACAAUAAUUUCACAGGCCAGUAAAUAUACGAAUUCUCUAUAUUUACUGAUUUUUCCAUGCUUUUAUUUAACAUAUAUAAAUAUAGAACAACGAUGUGUGUUUGUUGUUCGUGUGUAUACAAGGAAUGUGAUGGCAAUAAAAUAAAAAUUCAAACAAUC
Molecule: messenger RNA, 1893 nt
Organism: Pseudomyrmex gracilis
Lineage: Eukaryota; Metazoa; Arthropoda; Insecta; Hymenoptera; Formicidae
Product: DNA-binding protein RFXANK
Exons: 7
Coding region: 118-954 (278 amino acids)
Biological process (GO): neuronal action potential; negative regulation of delayed rectifier potassium channel activity
Cellular component (GO): axon initial segment; membrane; synapse
Molecular function (GO): transmembrane transporter binding
Source: RefSeq, a predicted model, not a curated record